UUAAACAGUUUGGGAGGGUUAAAACUUUAGAGAUCCUAUCAGGAGGGCAGUAAUUUGCGAUGCCCUUUAAAUGUAAAGUGCAGUAACAAAUCCCAGUCAGUUUGGCUUGACUUCACCCGCGGAAAUGUUUCACCAGUUCCCUGUGCUUGUGCUGCUCUUGUUGGGCCACCACCAAAUCAGGGCCAGCAGGGAAAGCUUUGUGCGAGCCUCUGACCUGGCCCAGUUUCUGGACCGGAUUGGCCGCCUUCACCGCCUGCCUGGUAUUACCAUAGUCAACAGCAUGGGAUCGAUAAGUCCCAGCUAUCUGGAUGACCUGCAUCGCGAAUUGAUGUGCAACAGCAGCAAUCACUUUUAUUUGAUGCCACAGAUGACGGCCACCGAAGAGGAUUCAUCGACUGUCCGUUUUAGUAGGCUGCAGAAUGAGGACACACUGUACUUGGUGUUCGCCAGGGACUCCAGGGAUGAGGUGAUCCAGUUGCAGGCGCAUAGAGCCCGCGGAAGACGCUACUCCAAGACCAUAUUCCUGCUCAGAAGGCAUCAGUCCAAUCGGGAUGUAAAAUAUUUCUUUAGGCUUCUCUGGCAGCUGCAGUUCCGAUCCGCUUUGGUGGUGGUUUCGGCACAAAAGUUCUACCAAAUGGAUCCGUAUCCCACUAUUAGCGUGAUACGCAUGCGGAGACUAUCGGCCUAUGAUCCGUAUCACCUGUUUCCGGCUCCCAGUCGGAGGAAUUUUAGAGGCUAUAGGAUCCGCUUGCCCGUUCAGCAGGAUGUACCGAAUACCUUUUGGUACCAAAAUCAAAGGACAAAAGCCUUGGAAUUGGAUGGCUUGGGUGGAGUCGUUAUCAGCCAGUUAAUGAAGCAUAUAAAUGUGACCUUGGAUGUGUUCAGUUUCGCGGUUAAUGGUUCCAUUUUAAUGAAUAUGACGGCACUGAUGGAUCUAAUUGUGCAGGGAAAGGCUGAACUCAGUCCGCACUUGCACGAUACCUUGCGUCCAAACAAUCUGGUGGACUACUCCUAUCCGGCACAGAUUUCUCCGCGCUGCUUCAUGAUCCCUUUGGACAAUGAAAUCUCUAGAAGUCUGUAUGUAUUCCUGCCUUUCAGUUUGAAUCUAUGGAUUUGCUGGCUAUUCACCAUGCUCAUUGUGCAGUUUGUCUUUGUGCGCCGCCUAAUGCCGGAUACCCAUCUUUGGGCCAUACUGGGAGUGCCAGGAGCUGGUGCAGCUAGAUGUGAAAACAGGAAAGCUUGCAGAAGUAUCUCUACUUUUCUGAUCCUAGGAGGGAUCUUCAUAAUGGUCCAAUCGUAUAGCACCAAGCUCACCUCUUUUCUGACCGUAACACUUACGAGAAGACCAACUGGGAGUUUAGAUGAGCUGUUUCGGCUACCCCAUCGCAUUCUGGUCUUACCCUCCGAUGUGGAGGCCAUUGUAGCUUCCCUGGGACAUGCUGAUCAGUUUAGUUCAAAGUUUUGUCUUACUGAUCCACAGACCUUCGACCGGAAGAGAAUCUCAAUGGAUCCGGAGUACAUCUACCCAAUCAGUCAUAUUCGCUGGAGUUUUUUCGAUUUGCAGCAGCGUUUCCUGCGCAAGAAGCGCUUCUUUUUCUCCAAAAUCUGCCAUGGUUCCUUUCCGUAUCAAUAUCAGCUCACAGUGGACUCUCAUCUCAAGGAUGCACUUCAUCGCUUCCAGCUACACGUUCAGCAGGCCGGCUUACAAGACCUUUGGCUGCAGACUAGCUUUCGAAGGGCACAUCUGAUGGGGUAUUUGCAGGAUUUCUCCACAUUGGCCGAUCUGGAGCAGAAGCUACGUCUUAGACCAUUGGCCCUCAAUCUUCUGGUGCCCGCCUUCAGUCUGUUUCUGUGCGGACUGGUGGGCAGCGGCAUAGCCUUUCUGGUGGAGAUCCGCCAGAGCUUCGGGUGCUUCGGACAAAAGCAGACACCGCCCACUAACCGCAACCCCCGGGAUUAAUGCAUACGAAGUAGCUCAUCCUAACCAGAAACCCUUUAGUCGAAUUAGUACCGAAUAUUAAGUCUAAUCUAAUUUUACGUAUGAUUCACAUUAUAUUCCCCACCUCCACCAACAACAACCACCCACCACAAACGCCAUGAAUGA
This is a messenger RNA of Drosophila elegans, 2104 nucleotides long. RefSeq lists its product as uncharacterized. The transcript has a single exon. The record is from RefSeq and is a predicted model, not a curated record. Lineage: Eukaryota; Metazoa; Arthropoda; Insecta; Diptera; Drosophilidae. Bases 125 to 1960 code for a protein of 611 amino acids.